GUUUGUUUGUUCCUUUUUAAUCAAUGUUUGACAAAAUUAAAACUAACAAACAGCACGAAAACCCGAAACAUGACGAAGUGAAGUGUGAAAGUAAUCUGACAGAGACUCUCUCUAAGAUGAAAUCAUGCAGCACGGUGCAGCCGACCUGUCCAGGACCUAAAGUAAUAAAUGAUCCUUGUUAUAAAUGUGAAGAAGGCUGGGAGCAACAUGGAGGAAAGUGCUAUUACUUCUCCAUCAGUAAAUCAUCCUGGAAACAGAGCAGAGAUGAGUGUAGAGCUAAAGGAGGAGACCUGGUUAAGAUAGACAGCAGAGAGGAGCAGUUCUGGAUCGGACUGACAGACUCAGCAGUCGAGGACAGAUGGCUUUGGGUGGACGGAUCACCACUGGAUCAAAAGUUUAAUUUUUGAAGUUUUGGUGGGGCAAUGACCCAGACAAUUGGAAAGGGCGUAAUGGUGAACAUCCUGAUGGAGAGGACUGUGCGAGGAUGGGAG
Molecule: messenger RNA, 491 nt
Organism: Pelmatolapia mariae (spotted tilapia)
Lineage: Eukaryota; Metazoa; Chordata; Actinopteri; Cichliformes; Cichlidae
Product: hepatic lectin-like
Exons: 5
Coding region: 24-407 (127 amino acids)
Source: RefSeq, a predicted model, not a curated record